Messenger RNA from Histoplasma capsulatum G186AR, 639 nucleotides. RefSeq lists its product as uncharacterized. Lineage: Eukaryota; Fungi; Ascomycota; Eurotiomycetes; Onygenales; Ajellomycetaceae. The transcript is spliced from 3 exons. Bases 1 to 639 code for a protein of 212 amino acids. The record is from RefSeq and is a predicted model, not a curated record.
AUGCUAUUCAAUUACCCAUUUGGUGGAUGUCUGGGUAUCACUGAUGUGGCAUCAGAGAAAAACAAGGAGAUCAAGGCGCUAUGUGCAAAAUACCCAAUGCACCGCUGUGUGGUUGAUAUCAAGUAUGCUGUUGAUGCUUCCAAGCCUCAAGGCUCUCAAUUGUUUGGACUAGCUGCAUUGUCGCAUCCGGAGAAAGGCUCGUUGGUGAUACUGCAGCGGCCUGUGCAGGCAUCUCUCAACCAGUCAUUAGGCCGAAAGGGGUAUUUGAACCACGCCUCACAACUCCAAUCUGCGGGAGCGAGUAAACCUCAUUACCAAUUUUGGAAUCAAAUUUUUGAAAGCACAUUGCGGGUCAGGCUGGAGGUUGUUGACCAUUCAAUGCCCACAUGCAAAGUAUUGAUACCCGGGGCCGCAAUAGACAAGAAUUUAGGGGUCCCGGAGCAAAAGGAAAGCCUGAUAUCCUGGCGGGACAAAUGGAUACAUCAUGCAUGGUCCUUCUGCAUUGAGACGAUCGAACAACCGACAGAACGCCAAGACUCGGCAAUAGCUAACAUAAGCGACGAGGGGGGGUUGCUGACUCAUUCGGCAUCCGGGAGCCUCGGUUCGCGUGGCGGAACGGAUAAACAAGAAAUCAACUAA